Molecule: messenger RNA, 6416 nt
Organism: Ruditapes philippinarum (Manila clam)
Lineage: Eukaryota; Metazoa; Mollusca; Bivalvia; Venerida; Veneridae
Exons: 7
Coding region: 153-4274 (1373 amino acids)
Molecular function (GO): protein binding
Source: RefSeq, a predicted model, not a curated record
ACAAAACAAUUAUUAAAAAAUCUUUGUAGGGUUAACUUGCUCUAUCGGUUCCAAUAUUUUAGAAGCUAUUAGGAAGAGUUAAAACUUUCACGUAGUAUGGAAGGACAUGUUAACCUAAUCACAAGAGGUUGGAUUCUUUAAGAAUUCGCAAAAUGGAUAAUAUUGCACAGGGAAACCGCGGUCCUUCGCCGUAUGAGCUAUCUGAUACUAGACAUGGAGAUCAGAAACUUGCAGCAAACUCAGAUGUAGUCACAUAUUCUACGAAACCUCUACUGGAUACUGAUGUUAUAGCAGAAGAAGACACCAGUAAUACAAGAAUGGAGUCUCCAAUAAAGCAGAAACCGACAAAGAAAAGUGUCCUUGUGACAAGAAAUAAAACUGAGUUAUUGACUAAACGACCUGCAAGUGCGCUCAGUCUACAAAGUAACAGUGAAGAAGGAAAGACCACUAGACCAUUGGUUUCCAGGCAGGGAUCAAGAAUACAACAAGGAUCUAGAAUGCAAAUCUUGGAAGAAGAAGAAAUAUAUACAACAAAAAACGUUCUGAAAAGUCAGAUACAAAACGACAAUGAUGUUUCAACAUUACGGGACAUGAUAGAAUAUGCUAGAAAAGUAUUAAACAGUCACAGAGAAAAAGUUUCGUCGUACGAGAAAGAAAGAAAGUCACGCGCAUUUGAUGCUGCUAUGCAAGUUGUACAGGCGCACAAGACAGUGUUACUUACAGGAAAACUAGGUAGUGGUAAAACCCAUACUGCCCUUAACAUAAUGAAUAAUCUCAUUGAUGCACACCCAAACUUCCACCCAGUUAUUGCUUGUUCUCCAUAUGAUAUAACAGUGCUGGAAAACAGUUCAACAGACGUUGUCGUUUUGCUAGACGACUGCCUAGGUUUGAACAACAACCAUGUUGGCGGGUGGAGACGAACUGAAAAAUUGACGAAGGCGUUACUAGAAAGAAAACAGGCAUUCUUCAUUCUAACAGCUGAAAACUGUGUUUUCGAUUGUGCAAUGGACGUAGAAAAUGGUCCAGGCAUCCCAUUCAUAAGGGGAAUAACUCGCAUUGACUUGGAAUCAGAUGCGUUUAGACUAACGGCAAAGGAACAAGUUAGCCUGAUACCAAAUAUUAGCCAAAAUAAGCAAAAACUAUAUAGCAUUAAAGACAGUCUGUAUGAUAUAUGUUCAGAGUUUGAUAACCAGUUUGUUGGAUUUCCAAUUGUUUGUAGUUUUAUGGGAUCUAGAGAUAUAGAAACAUUGUUUAAAGAUCCCUUUAAGAAUAUAUCAGAGUUAAUUUCGGAGAUACGUGAAAACAAUUUCGCUGCAUAUACUGGUCUGUUGCUCAUGUUAUUACUUGAAAAUGGAUUUAAAAUUGCUGGCCUUCCCAACACUGAUAAAACAGUGUUUUUGAAACUUUUGGAACUUUUCAAACAUGCAAAAUGCACUUAUGCAGACGUUUUAGAUUCAUUUGAAACACUGGCUGAAUUGAAUUUGGUUGUAAAGGAUGCAAGUAGAUUGUACUAUACAUUCAAACACCGUCUUGUUUAUAUGGCAGUUUUACGUGACAUAACUCGUUGUAAAUUUGAUGACAUCUUAGAUCUUCUUCCUGUCCAUGCAGUUAACUCUAUCACGUUUAAGGUACCAAACCACGAACAAACAGAGGAGGAUAGAAAUGCUCACAACGAUAUUAAAGUAACAAUUAAUCUAUUGCAGUCUCACCUUAAUGUAAUAGCAUCAAAAUUCAGUUCAGCAAUAGAAUCAAAAAAGGCAUCUGUCUUUAAAGAUGUUGCGUCAUCUCAUAUGUGGAGAAAUGAGCAGUUUGCAGAAAAAGUGAUGUCAACGAUUGGUCCCCAGUUUUUCUUCCAAGAAGACAUGACAACGACUCCUCUAUCAGUUUAUCUGAUAAGAUGUGGACAAUAUGAUCUGCUGUGCAACGUAUACACAGCUGUCACACAAACUGGUAUUGCUAUGGAGUUUCAAAGCCAAUUAGCUAGAACGAUUGAAGAGGCAAUUCGUGAUAGAAACAAGUCUUUAUUGACAAGGUAUUCAAAACUGUAUGCCGGAAACGAAAGUAGUAUUGUUCAAGCCGCCAUCGAUACUGGGGACACAGAACUAUUUACAAUAGUUUUAAAUCCAGCUGGUCCGUUUCGAAACUCAAUGGCAGCUAUUGUGCCGUCAGCGUGUGCUUCUGCUAACACCGAUAUAGUUAAGUAUCUGCUGACUCAGUUGGGCCAAGACCUUGUCACAGCAUUACUUCGUAAGAAAGAUUCGGAAGGACGUACUUUACUACAUUUUGCGGCCAAAGGUGGAAGUGUAGAAAUAUUUGAUUUUCUACUUGACCUAGGUCUUGAUCUUAAGGCUCAGACAAAACUAGACGUGACAGUUUUAGACAUAGCAGCAAUCCACGGAAGAUUAAACCUUGUGAAACAUAUAGUUUCACUUGUUCCAGACAUGGUUGAGGUAACCGACCACCAUGGAUUCACUGUUGCACAUUAUGCAGCUAGAGAAGGAAAUUUUGACAUCCUAAAACAUGUUGUUACACACGGAGCAAGUGCCACAUUAAAGGUGCAGGGUGGAAAUACAAUAUUUCAUUUGGCUGCCUUCAAUGGCCACGUUUCGAUUCUUGACUACCUAAUGGACACCUACCCAGGAAUUAUUACUAUACAAAAUGACGAUUCGUUUUUACCAGUUCACCUCUCUGCAAAGAGUGGACAAACGGAAACAGUUGAUUUCUUCUUCAGGAGAGGUACAGAUAAAAAUAUCCGAACAAUCGAUGGGCGAUCUUUGUUGCAUAUUGCCGCGUUUAAUGGCAAUUUUCAACUUGUUCGUCAUCUUUGUACUAAGUAUCCGGAAUGUAUUAAGUAUGUAGAUAAUGAUGGUAAUACCCCUGCACACGAUGCUGCAGCUAGUGGAAAUAUCAAGACGUUGGAAUAUCUAUUAGACAAUCAUAUCGAUCCACAUAUUUGCAGCAGAGAUGGUUGUACACUUCUGCAUGAAGCUUGCUACUACUGCCGAAAUGAAGUAAUGAAAUAUCUUGCUACUAAUUUUCCAAAAAUGCUUCAUUCCCGAAGUAAUAAUGGCUACUCAUGCUGCCAUGCUGCUGCCCUGGGUGGAUCUGUAGAAAUUUUAGAUUUUCUGAUACGAAGCGGAGCUGAUCCUGCAGCUUUGUCUGAAGACGGAAGUACAAUUUUACACGAGGCAGCAUUUAGUGGCAAGCUUAAUAUGGUGAAGUAUAUAAGCGAUCACUGCCCAGAGAUGUUCGAGAUAGUAAACGUUCGGUCUUAUUUGGCUAUUCACUUUGCAGCACAAGAGGGCCAUUUAGAUAUUUUAAUCCACAUUCUAUCCAUAAGAGAGGGUUCUAUUCCUACUACGAACGAAAACCAGACUAUUCUCCAUAUAGCAGCUUACAAUGGCCGAAUGAACAUCGUGAAAUACAUUUGUGACAAACAUGCUGAUAUAGUGUGUAUGAAGGACGCAAAUGCAGCUCUUGCUACACACUAUGCUGCAAGGGGAGGAUUCAUGGAAGUUCUAGACUAUCUACUGUCCAAAGGACAAGAUCCUUUUGCUACAACGACGUCAGGAAGUACAAUUCUUCAUCUUGCUGCAUUUGAUGGAAAGUUAGAUGCAGUGAAACAUAUAUGCAAUAAAUAUCCUGAACUGCUUCAUAAACUUGAUAAUACCGGACACGAUGUCGCUCAUUAUGGUGCAGGUAGUGGAAAUCUGGACCUUCUUAAGUUUGUCAUAGAGCAAGGUCUAGAACCUUUGGCAGUUACCUCUAAUGGUAGCACUUUAUUGUUAAAGGCUGCAGUUGCAGGGAAAUUAGAAAUGGUAAAAUUCAUAUGUUCCUCGUACCCAGACAUGAUCAAAAUUUGCGAUGAAUUUGGUUGCAACGCUUUACAUUACUCAGUGUGUGGAGGUUACAUUGAUGUCUUGCAAUAUCUUUGUACAUUGGGCCUUGAUCCUAUGACGAAGACGAAUGACGGUCACACGCUCCUACAUAUCGCCUCAUAUCAUGGUCAACUGGAAAUGGUUAUUUUCUUAUGUCAAGAAUAUCCUGACCUUCGUAAUGUAACCGAUGGAUUGGGACAGACACCAGACAAAUUUGCCCAACUAGGAGAACAGUAUGAAGUUUUGAAAUACUUCAAAAAAGAUAAACGGAAAAGUGGAGUAGCACAAACUGUUGUUGAACGAUUACCAGUGUGCGGGGAUGGUUGCUGCGGAUCAGUUUACUCCGUCUUUGGGAGAUUCGUGGGAAUAAUUUGUUUUUGCAGGAGAAAUAAGUGAAUGUCAUCUUUUGUCUAAUUAUGCACAAGAUUACUGAUUAUUUACUCUGAUAUUAUUUAAUGUAAUAUCAACUCUGGAAGUCGGAAAUGACGGAAUCAAAGACACAAGAAUUUUUAAUGCUUGCACGCAAGUCCAAAAACAGAUUGCACAUUUAACAUACUAUCACCACGAUCGAUGUGUAUUGAAUAAACAAGUCGUUAGGCAUGCAUUAUGUUGUAAUUAGACUCUGCAUUGUUCUGUAAUUUAUGAAAUAGUCCAAAAUACAUGUAGUAUGACUGAAAAUCGUUAAACAUCAUAUAAUGUAGCACAGUACAAAAUUGACAAGACAGAUGAUUGAAAAUCGUUUAAUGUCAUAUAGUGUAACUAAGUGCAGAAUGGAGCACUGUCGGGUAUACAGAUCAUUGAUUGUUUAUAUCGAUUUACUAUUUACCUAAUCAUAGUUAUGGGUAAUUACUUAAUUAUAUCGCAAGGACUAAUGUUUUCAGACAAUAUCGUCUUUCACAAAACAAAACGAGCAAUGGCAUUUCAUUGUUAAUGUUAACCACUUUAUACAGUUGAAACUAUUCAGUAUUAUCAUUCUAGUUUAGAUUAUGUAAUGUUUAUAUGUUCUGGUUUUUAUUUAUUUAUUUAUUUAUUCAUUGUACGAAGGAUAUACAGUUUACUAAGAUAGGUAAUGAGAAAAAAAAAAUGACGAAUGACUGUCAAACAACACAUCUAUGCAAUCAUACAUGAGUGUCAUUGUGUUUAUUAUCACUUUUCUUAUUGUUUAUUGCUUUUGUAAAAUAACUCAAUAUCAACUAAAAGUGUUAAUUUAGUAUGAAAUCGUUUUACAUAAUGAAACACUAAUUUUGUGAUGUCAGUUCGUGUACACUUUUGAUCAAAUAGUUCUGCAUAUAUUUAUAAAUUGACUUUGAUACUCAGCAAGACAUGAAUUCAAAUUUUAUAUAAAAUAGUUGUUGAUGAUUCUGUCGUAGAUUGAUAGUAAGUAAAAUUUCAUCGAUAGUGAUAGUAAUUAAAAUUUCAUCGAUAGUUUAUAUAUUAGCAUAAAAAAUGGAAUGCAAGUACAUGUAUUAGAAUAGUGUUUACUUCUAAUGAGUUUACAAUAUGAUAUUGCAUCUAAAUUGAAUUUUGGUCUGUAAAAAGUCAAGUAUGCUAUUUAUAUAUUUUUGUAAUGUGUACAUUCGCAAUUUAUAUCUAUGCAUUAAUGGUUGUUAUAUGUUAUAAACAGUUAACUUGUUAUAAACCUUUAACAUAAAACAUUCACAUGAAGUAUUUAUCCAUUGUAAAUUAUUUUCUUUCAUUUUUAUAACAGUUCAAAUGUUAUUGCUGGUAAAGAUCAUUCUAUUUGUUUGAUUGAUUAAAUUGGAUAAAUAUUUUAGUUCUUUUUUUUGUCUAACUUUUAUAUGAUUUUAACUUGCCCCUCGAAAAUUAAGUAUAUGUAUUAACUUAUUACAAUCUUUAAUCAAUGUUGUUAUAUGUCGAUAUUUUACAUCCUUAGUUAGCUUUCGUGAGAAAUUGUUACUUUGCCCUACUCAAUAAGUAGCAAUUAAUCAAACCAUGCAUAGUUUCCUUAUGAAUUUUAAAUCAUAGAAAUUGAUUUUUAAGGAAAAUAUAAACUUUGAUCCACAGUGUAUAUACAACAUUAUUAGAAAAGUAAUGUUCUUAACAGGUUUUUUUCUUUUCUUUCAAGCUAUAAAGUAACAUUUUUUUUUACAAAAUGAAGAUAUAUUUUUGUUAUUAGUUUUCACAUUUCAUUAAACAAAAUGAAAUUAGAAAGAAAUAUAAUCUCAAGAAAGUCCGACCUUUCAUGUUUAAAUUAUGUAGAAAGUAAUCUUUCCAUAAAUAGAAAGUUUACUGUUCUGUUUAUUCAACUUAAGGGAUUAAUGGUCGCUCUUAAACCUUUUUCAUAACCUUUACCGCGCUAUAUAUUUUAACUGGAUUUGCCAAUAUUUCACAUUCACCAUUUUCAAAGAGAAUUUUAAAACAAGAUCUGACUGAGUAGUGAAUAGAGCAGACCGUGAUUUUUGUCUGUACUGAUAUAUGUUGCUGACAUUUGACUAAAGGCUAAGUGGUCAGCGUCAGCGAUGGCACUUUUUUGUUCCUCUGUAUGUACUUGUAUUAUAAACACACUGUUAAAAAAGC